Molecule: messenger RNA, 2980 nt
Organism: Pogona vitticeps (central bearded dragon)
Lineage: Eukaryota; Metazoa; Chordata; Lepidosauria; Squamata; Agamidae
Gene: THNSL1
Product: threonine synthase like 1
Biological process (GO): amino acid metabolic process
Cellular component (GO): cytoplasm
Molecular function (GO): pyridoxal phosphate binding
Source: RefSeq, a predicted model, not a curated record
UCAUGUUGAUGCUGCCCUUGAUUUCCCAGAGCAAACAAAGUGGAUCUACAACCUUAGCAACACAUGUGCCUUGAUCAGUGCAGGAGAGAGCUCUUUGCCCUGUGAUAGUUCACCCAUUUUCUCUGGAGAGCAGUUGCUUGUGUAGCGCUUACCUCAUUCUGAUCUUUCUUUUUUUUAUUCUGUUCAGUCUAAAUUAAGUUUCAAAUAGCCAAACGUGGUUCUUGAGCAAGAGCACCUCACAUCUGGAAUUUUUUUAAAACUGUCCACUUUGAAGGUACUAGACAGGCAUAUCCUUGUAACAGUAAGUUGUGAGUUAACAUAUUAAGUUGAACAUUAUUAUUGGGAGGUUUAUGUUUAAAGGUCCCAAAUGUAUCGGGAUUCAAGUAAGGACUCUGUGUAAGAGCGUUCCUCUAUCUAGUGUCUUCCAGAUGCAUGAAACUACAAAAACUAUCAACUCCAGCCAUCAUGGCCACAGAAUCAGUUUACAUUUCUAUUCUAGGAAAGUCUUUCCAUUCCUUGUGAAAUUGAUGUAAGGAAAGAAAAGAUGUUUCAUGCAACUAGAAAUUGGCAUUUGAAGCUACUGACUCAUAAUGUGGUUUCUAAUAUGAAUUUCAAGUUUUUCCGCCCAAGACCUGUCAUAAUUGCUUGGAAGCCAGGGAUGUUGCUGCAUUCUCUUGCUGGGGACAAGAAUAUUGUCUUGAUGGGACCUCCUGGUGCUGGGAAGACGACAGUUGGAAAAAUAAUAGGGCAGAAAUUGGACUGUCGUUUCAUAGAUGUGGAUGACGAUGUCCUUGAAACAACCUGGAACAUGAGUGUGGCAGAAAAACUGAAGGAAGUUGGUAACAAGCAAUUUUUAGAAGAGGAAGGAAGAGCCCUGUUAAAUCUUUCAGUCUCUGGAAGUGUAAUUUCCCUUUCUGGAUCUAACCCAAUGAAUGCUGCUGGCAUGGAGCACAUGAAGAAAAAUGGGAUUGUUGUAUAUCUGGAUGUUCCUUCUCAACACAUAAUAGAGCGGCUGAAAUUAAUGAAAGUGGAUCGUAUUGUUGGCCAGGCUCCUGGAACUUCUAUGAGAAACAUACUUGAGUUUAGGAAGCAGUUUUACAGAAAGUGGCACCACGUCCGUGUCCUUUGUGAAAAUGGGAUUUCAGCAGAGGCUGUCGCUGACAAAGUGCUUCAUGCUGUUAAGUGGUAUCAAGACUCCGAGUCAGAAGGCUUCAUUUCAACCAGGAGUCUCAAGGGCAGUAGGAAAGAUGGGCGGAAGGGCUCUGUCAAAUAUUUCAGCGAUGCUGUUGUUGAGGGCCUAGCAACGGAUGGCGGACUGUUUGUUCCUGAGAAAGGGCUUCCGAAAUUCACCCCUGGAGAAUGGCAAACUUUAUUAGAGGCAACCUAUGCCGAAAGAGCUCAGAUUAUAUUGGAAAGGUGUAUACAUCCCGCUGAUGUACCUGCUUCCGAAUUGUGGGAAAUGGUUAAGACUGCAUAUGGACAGAAUUUUACGUGUCCUAAAGUUGCCCCAGUUAGGCAUUUGAUGGGCAAUCAGUUUCUUCUGGAGCUGUUUCAUGGACCAACAGCCUCCUUCAAGGAUUUGGCAUUACAGUUCAUGCCUCAUCUGUUUGCCUACUGCAUUCCUAAAACAUGCAAUUAUUUGAUUUUGGUAGCUACAUCUGGUGACACUGGAAGUGCAGUCCUAGAUGGUUUUAGUCAUCUUAAGGAGACUGAUAAGCAAAGGAUUGCAGUGAUCACUUUUUUCCCUCAAGAUGGGGUUAGCCAGAUACAGAAACUGCAGAUGAUUGGCUACCAGGAAGCAAAUACAAAAGUGCUAGGUGUAAAAUCAGAUUUUGAUUUCUGCCAAUCUGCCAUCAAGCAAAUAUUUACCAAUCCCGAUUACACUGGCUUUCUGGCAGUGGAGUAUGGAACAACCUUAAGUGCAGCAAACUCUAUAAACUGGGCACGAUUACUUCCCCAAGUGGUUUAUCAUGCCUCUGCAUACCUGAACCUUGUUGAGCAAGGUACAAUUUCAUUUGGAACUCCUGUGGACAUCUGUGUUCCCACAGGAAACUUUGGAAACAUAUUAGCCGCGAUGUAUGCAAAAACAAUGGGAAUUCCCAUACGAAAAUUUAUCUGUGCUUCCAAUCAAAAUAAUGUCUUGACUGAGUUUAUAAGAACAGGCCUGUAUAAUUUGAAGGGAAGGCAAUUAAUGCAAAGUUUAUCCCCAGCCAUAGACAUUCUGAAGUCUUCCAACCUUGAACGGCAUUUGCACUGGCUUGCUAAUGGAGACGGACAGCUGGUGACACAACUAUUUAGCAGUCUGGAAAAUCAGGGCUGCUUCCAGUUGCAGAAAAGUCUCCUUGAAGAACUUCAGGAGGACUUGAUGGCCGAUUGGUGUUCUGAGGAGGACUGUUUGGCUGCUAUUCACUCUGUGUUCAGUACCACUGGGUACCUAAUGGACACCCACACAGCCAUUGCAAAAGUAGUUGCAGAUAGACUGCAGGAUAAAACAUGCCCAGUGAUCAUUUCCUCCACGGCUCACUAUUCUAAGUUUGCACCUGCUAUCCUGCAGGCACUGAGGGUUGAUAAACUAAAAGAGACUCCAUUAAGUCAACUUCACUUGUUGAAUUCUUAUAACCCUCUGCCACCAGUCCAUAAAAGUCUCUUGGAGGCUUUGAAAAAGAAUGAAAACCAGACCAAUGAGGCCUGCAGUGCAGAUAUGACUGUCCUUAUGGAACAUGUGGAAGCCUUAAUACAAAGCCACUUCAUGAAGGUUUUCUAACUGGGGGCCUACUUGAUAUUUGCUAUCUGUGUUGCUGUGAUUAUUUUUCUCCCACCUAGAAGUGGGAUAACUUGAUAAUGUUUACUAAACAUUUGUUAAAAUACACCUAGAAGUGCAUUUUAACAAAUGUUUAGUAAACAUCAAGUUUUGUAAAUAGUGUUCUAUCAAAUGGUUAGAUUUUUAAACGUAACUUAAAUCCAAGUAGUUUGUGGUAGG